CGGGCGCUCUCGCGAGAUCGGCGCGCUCGGGGCCUCCGCUUCCGGCGGCGGGAGCGGUGCAGAGUCAGCGGCGGCGGGGGCGGAACCGGCACCGGCACCGGCACCAGGAUCCGGCCUCGGAGCCAGCGCCGCCGUCACCAUGGGCAACAUCUUCGGGAACCUGCUGAAGAGCCUGAUCGGCAAGAAGGAGAUGCGGAUCCUCAUGGUGGGGCUGGACGCUGCUGGCAAGACCACCAUCCUCUACAAGCUCAAACUGGGCGAGAUCGUCACCACCAUCCCCACCAUCGGCUUCAACGUGGAGACGGUGGAGUACAAGAACAUCAGCUUCACCGUGUGGGACGUGGGCGGGCAGGACAAGAUCCGGCCCCUCUGGAGGCAUUACUUCCAGAACACCCAGGGGCUGAUCUUCGUGGUGGACAGCAACGACCGGGAGCGGGUCAACGAGGCGCGGGAGGAGCUGAUGCGGAUGCUGGCGGAGGAUGAGCUCAGGGACGCCGUCCUCCUCGUCUUCGCCAACAAGCAGGACCUGCCCAACGCCAUGAACGCAGCGGAGAUCACGGACAAGCUGGGGCUGCACUCCCUGCGCCACCGUAACUGGUACAUCCAGGCCACCUGUGCCACCAGCGGCGACGGGCUCUACGAGGGCCUCGACUGGCUCGCCAACCAGCUCAAGAACAAGAAAUGAGGGGGGGUCUCCUCUGUGCCCCCCCCCCCGGGCCAUGCCAGGGCCCCCCCCCGGCCGCCCCCUCCCCGCCCCGGUUGGGUUUUGCUUUCUUCUGGCACCGGUUGCUGUGGGGUUUUUUCGCCUUUUUUUGGGGUCCCCCUGGUUCCCCUCGGAUCUCGUGUGUGCGUGCGUGGAAUUAGAGCUCUAUAUAACGCCCAGGGGGGGGCAGGGGCAGAGCCCUGGCAGGGUGGGAUGGGGGCUGGGGGCAGCCACCUCAGCACUGCCCUGCCUUGGGGGGGGGACCAGGGACACCCCGUGCCCAUGCAUGUCCCCUCCUGCACCCCUCGCCUUCCUCUGGACCAAAUGUGGGGGCAGCAGGGCCGUGGGGAGGGGGGGGGGAUUGGGAUUCUACACCUCCUCCACCCUCCCAGCACCCCCUCCCAGCCCUGUUUGCCCCCCCCCCGGGCAUUCCACACGUCCCCCUCCAUGUCACUUCGAGGCAGGUCUCCUUCCCGCAGCGUGACCCUCGCAGAGGUGGCA
Melospiza georgiana is the source of this 1204-nucleotide messenger RNA. RefSeq names its product ADP ribosylation factor 3 (gene ARF3). Gene Ontology annotation, biological process: intracellular protein transport; vesicle-mediated transport. The transcript has 5 exons. Gene Ontology annotation, molecular function: GTPase activity; GTP binding. The record is from RefSeq and is a predicted model, not a curated record. Gene Ontology annotation, cellular component: cytoplasm; plasma membrane. NCBI's taxonomy places the organism in Eukaryota, Metazoa, Chordata, Aves, Passeriformes, Passerellidae. Bases 140 to 685 code for a protein of 181 amino acids.